UUGGUACGUGAAUGUCAAGUUGAAGGACUUGGACGUGAAGAUGCAACUCGACACCUUUGCCGACGUAUCGACAAUCAGCCGCAGGACUUGGAUGGAGUUAGGAACGCCAACCUAAGAACGCCAACCCUGAAGGCCCCGCGUGCUGAGACGAGAGUCGCAAAUGGAUCGUUGAUCGAAGUAGUUGGAGAUCGUGAGACGCCGUUCACGUGCAAUGGUUUCGAUGGCCAAGGAUUAUUUUAUGUUGCAAAGGAUCUGUGUUUGCUGUUAAUGGACAUGCUUCAACAGCUGCCGCCCUUCCGAGAUUCUUCCUCUGCCAUUUGCUGUGUCGUGGAUGCCUCUUCGCCACUGGACGAACGCCUUUCGGCUGAGUUUCCAGAAGUUUCCAAGGAGAAGCUAGGACACGUCAACAAGUUCAGAGCCCAUCUUGUGCUGAAGAAGGACGCCACGCUUGUCUACGUGCCUAUACGGGAGUCACUGAUGGCAACGUUGCCUGCUAACAUCAAUGGAGCCGUUGCCUACUGGACGACGUUGUGGCCACCGGAAGGACUCGUGAGGAGCAUGACGCGAACGUCUUUAAGCUAUUCCAACGUCUCCAAGACUAUGGAAUGCGCAAGGGAAAGUCCUGAUCCCGCGAGGGUUGCCGCUAUCGCACAUAUGCCGCCGCCCCAAGAUGUGAAGCAGCGCGAAUCUUACGAUAUCGUUUUACUCGUCUUUCGUGCCAAAGAUGCGUUCACUUCGCGAACCAUUGGACGCUUUGGAAAUUAA
This is a messenger RNA of Cylicostephanus goldi, 765 nucleotides long. NCBI's taxonomy places the organism in Eukaryota, Metazoa, Nematoda, Chromadorea, Rhabditida, Strongylidae. The record is from the annotation of a GenBank genome assembly.